Danio rerio (zebrafish) is the source of this 1212-nucleotide messenger RNA. NCBI's taxonomy places the organism in Eukaryota, Metazoa, Chordata, Actinopteri, Cypriniformes, Danionidae. The record is from RefSeq and is a predicted model, not a curated record.
GGUCGGUCAGCCUGAUCCAGACACUGUAUAAAUGAAAGGACAGAAAGGAGAGCAGAACAAACUCCUAACAGGAGGAGACUCACUCAUGGCCUACGAGACAGAGGAUCAGGAGACUCAAUACUGCUUUCCCAACAUCAACACAUCAUGUGUCAAGGAAAAUCGCUCCAAACAUGAAUACAACGUCUUGUAUGUGUUUUUUUCAUUGCUGUCAGCAUGGACUGUGUUUCUGAACCUGCUGGUGAUCAUCUCCAUCUCUCACUUCAAGAAGCUUCACACUCCAACCAACAUGAUUAUUCUCUCUCUGGCUGUAAAUGAUCUGCUUAUUGGACUUUUUGUGAUGCCUGUGGAGGCUGUCAGACUGAUUGACAAGUGUUGGUACUUUGGAGACACUUUCUGUGGAUUCACUUUAAUAUUAAUUGGGGUGAUUCCCUCUGCAUCUCUUAGUAAUUUAGUUUUAAUUGCUGUUGAUCGUUAUGCGGCCGUGUGUUACCCUUUACUGUACCCACAGAAAAUAAGCAUGACUAACACUUUAAUGAGUAUCUGUCUGAGCUGGGUUUACUACUUUGCUUACAUCACAGCCCUCGUAAUUUAUAAUAGAUAUCUUGACACUUCACACAGGACAGAUGAAUGUUAUGGAGAGUGUACAAUCAUGAUGAGUUUUAGUUGGAUCAUCACUGAUCUGUUCAUGUGUUUCAUUUUUCCCUGUACCAUAAUGAUCACUUUAUAUUUGAGGAUUUUCUAUGUCGUUCAUCAGCAAGUGAAGGUUAUGAACUCUCUGAUGAAGGGUGGUAAAUGUGUAACAGAGGGUUUAGUGAAGAGAAAAUCUGAGAGUAAAGCUGCUCUGACUUUAGGAAUCAUUGUGUCAGUUUAUCUGCUCUGCUGGAUUCCUUAUUAUAUUUGUUCUCUAACUGUAAUCUCUUCUACAGCUAUAAAUGUUUUAAUAUGGGCUGUGUUUGCCAAUUCAGGUGUGAAUCCUCUAGUUUAUGCUUUAUUUUACCCCUGGUUUAAAAAGACAGCUAAACUUAUCUUGACUCUAAAAAUAUUUCAGCCGGCAUCCUCUCUGAUCAAUAUUUUUACAGAACUUGAAUUGUGAUUAAACUGGUCAUUGUUGCCGCUCACUCACUGUGGUAGAUUUUAUUAUUGAUACCAUUAAACAUUGAUUCAAACAUACGAUUACUUUUAAAAAUAAUAAAAUAAGAUUGGCAGUGAUAA